Yarrowia lipolytica CLIB122 is the source of this 327-nucleotide messenger RNA. NCBI's taxonomy places the organism in Eukaryota, Fungi, Ascomycota, Dipodascomycetes, Dipodascales. The record is from RefSeq and is a predicted model, not a curated record.
AUGACUGUUGCAGACCUCUACAUCGUUCACCAACGAGGCACGUACUACAAUGGUAUCUACAUGUUUGUGGUAGAGGUGGGCAACUUUCUCGUUCUGGUGCCUUCAGGAUAUAUCACCCUCAAUCUCAGCUGGAGAAUGGUGUACAUCAUUGUUGUUAUUAUUGCUGGAGUUCAGUUCGUUAUGACACUUCUGUUCUUUGAAAAGACCAAUUAUCGGGUAUCUGGUUACAGUAGUUGCCGAACUGUCCGAGCUGGGAGAGGUUCAAUUGUCAGAAGAAUACAACAAACCGAGUCGAUCUCAUGGAAUCGAAGAUGCUGUCCUUUCUAA